AAGGAUUAUAGGAGAAGUAGUCUUAGUCUGCAUGAGGAACGCAAGGCAAGAGAGAGGGAGCUGGAAACCCUCAUUGUCUCCAAGAAGGAUUAUGGGAGAUGUAGUCUUAGUCUGCAUGAGGAACGCAAGGCAAGAGGGAGGGAGCUGGAAACCCUCAUUGUCUCCAAGAAGGAUUAUGGGAGAUGUAGUCUUAGUCUGCAUGAGGAACACAAG
Pelobates cultripes (western spadefoot toad) is the source of this 213-nucleotide messenger RNA. NCBI's taxonomy places the organism in Eukaryota, Metazoa, Chordata, Amphibia, Anura, Pelobatidae. The record is from the annotation of a GenBank genome assembly.